AUGCUUACAUGGCAACAGGCCCUCAAGAAGAACAGGAAGCGUCGCAGGGGAGGUGGGCUGGCGCUGAAUGUGAGGAAGGGGCUGGUUAUCAGGGAACACUGGAAGAGCAGCGACAGCCCAAUGGAAAGCAUCUGGGUGAAGCUUCCGGUGGUCGGGGACCUGGGAGGGUCGGUCUCGCUGCCGGUUUCGGUACCGCCAGGCACAGAAGUGGCCAGAAUCGAGUGGGAUUUCCAGCCCGGCAGCGGCCAAGCCCUGGUGAUUGCGGAAUUCACACCUGGGCAAUGGGAGCGGCCCAAUCCCGAAGACCGAUUUGGGCCGCGGCUGGAAAAGGCUGACGAGACCACGCUGAGGAUCCAGGCCCUGGUGAAGGAGGACAGCGGCGUCUAUAUGGCUCACGUGAGAUACAUAACCGCCGAGGUGCAAGAGCACGUCUUUCUCCUCCAGGUUUCGGAUGAAGGAGGACCUGGAGGGACCUGGAAGCUUCACCUCCUUUGGCUGUUUGCCAUCCUGAUGCCAUGCUUUGUGAUUUGCAUCUGGAAGCGCUGUAAGAAAUUUGAAAAGUAUGGAAUGAAAGUUUUCGAGAAAGUUAAAAAGUCAAAAAAUGGCGAUGUUUGUCCUCAGCCCACUCAGAUGGAGACUUUGUCAGGGCAAGAAAGCAACCUGGGGAAUCCCCCCCAAUCUCACUCCCUGUGAAACGAAGUAACUGCCAAGACUGGAUGGGAAUGGAGGAGCAGCGGACUAGAAGUCAAGCCCCCAAGGGAAAGGGGCAGAAGAACGCUGGGGGGAAACCUCAAGCCCAGGUCAAAAUGCCUGGACAUAAGCGGUCUGUUAAGUGGAUGCCCCUCUCUCAACUUGAAGAAUCUUCCAA
This is a messenger RNA of Eublepharis macularius, 868 nucleotides long. RefSeq lists its product as uncharacterized. NCBI's taxonomy places the organism in Eukaryota, Metazoa, Chordata, Lepidosauria, Squamata, Eublepharidae. The transcript is spliced from 3 exons. The record is from RefSeq and is a predicted model, not a curated record. The coding region runs from base 1 to 693 and encodes 230 amino acids.